This is a messenger RNA of Striga asiatica, 1146 nucleotides long. NCBI's taxonomy places the organism in Eukaryota, Viridiplantae, Streptophyta, Magnoliopsida, Lamiales, Orobanchaceae. The record is from the annotation of a GenBank genome assembly.
AUGACAACGCCGCCGCCGACCACCUCCGCCACCGCCACGAAAACCAUCGUUGACGCGAGACUGGUGAUUCACUCGCAGCUUCUCAAUCCAAUUACUGAAGUAAAGGGUCAAGUGAAUUCUGUCAUGUCAGGAAACAAGGCUGUGGUUGGGCUUUCAUGGGAACCUAAUUUGGCUGUGUUUUCAUCCACCGGAAAGGAAAGAUGCCCUGAAACUGAAAUCAGUGCUCUGUACAAACCCAAUUCUGAGCUCGUCGAUGGUCUUUUUCUUCCUCCCAAUGACCCCAAAAAGUUAAACAAACUGAUCAAGAAACAAGUCAAGGACACUGCUGGAAAAAAAUGGUUUGAUAUGCCUGCUCAAACCAUGACACCGGGGUUGAAAAAAGAUCUACAGCUUCUGAAGUUGAGGGGUGCCCUAGAUCCGAAGAGGCACUAUAAGAAGGGUGAUUCUAAAUCCAAGACACUGCCCAAGUAUUUCCAGGCAAAGUCUGCAACGGAGUUCUUCACUGGCAGACUUACUAAAAAGGAGAGAAAGGCAACCCUUGCUGAUGAGUUGCUUGCUGACAGUACCCUUGGUGAUUAUAGAAAACGCAAGGUUCGAGAGAUUGAAGAGGCAAACCGGCCUGCUGGGGUGGACAAGUGGAAGAAAAGCAAGUCAAAGAAGCAUGCAAAGGGCAGGAAAAAGGUGUAAGCAGCUAAAAUAGGUGCACACUCAAUUAACCAUUUUCCGAGGUUGGAUAUAUACCCUUUUGUUUAGCAUGAGGUUAAGAGAGGUUAUGUUGGUUUACUCUGUUUAUGAGUCUGUCUGGUGAAUUGGGAUUAUACCCAUCUGUUUUCGGAUGAGAACAUGAUGUUCUUGUUGUAGUUCUGUUAUUCACUAUAACCAUUUUGUUAUUGGUAUAUUAUUUAUUUAUGCAAUGGAUACGGAUGGACUAAAUAUCAGAUAUUUCCUUUGUUAUCCUCUGUAUUUCUUGUUAAAUCAUACAAGAUAUGAAUGUUAUGCAGCUGAUGAUAGUGUUCCCAUUUAUGUCUUGAUUGAUUUGUUGCCAUGAAAAGCAGCACCACCACCACAAAAGGAUGUUAGCUACACCACAAAGAGACUUGCUAAAUUUUGAUUCUUUCGUUACAACAUUUGUAAAACCGUUGACAG